CAAAAUGGAGGCCAAGGAGGUUGAGUGACGUGCCCAACGUCAUGUUCCCACGUAGCCAACCAAGAACUAAAGGCAUGGCCAGGAGACUCCUCGUUCCGCUCUGUUUUAUCAAGGAUUAUGUAUGGUGUUUGUAUUAUGGUGUUUGCAUUCUUAAUGUAAACCAUUGGGACUUCUUGUGAACCCACCAUUCCUCAAUUCUGUUGUGUUGGUGUUUGUUUUUCUGCAGAGCAGUUCAGAGCCCCAGUUGCAGAAGACUUGUUCUGUUACCACCAUGAGCUCUGAAUGUGAUGUUGGUGUUUCUAAAGCCGUGGUGAACGGGUUGGCGCCAGGCAGCAAUGGGCAGGACAAAGACAUGGAUCCAACGAAAAUCUGCACUGGGAAGGGAGCGGUGACUCUCCGGGCCUCGUCUUCCUACAGGGAAGUCCCAAGCAGCAGCCCCACGAGCCCUCAGGAAACCCCACAACAUGAAAGCAAACCAGAUGAGUGGAGGCUCUCUUCCAAUGCUGAUGCCAAUGGAAACGCCCAGCCCUCCUCACUUGCUGCCAAGGGCUACAGAAGUGUGCAUCCCAACCUUUCUUCCGACAAGCCCCAGGAUUCAGGCCCUCUACUGAAUGAAGUUUCUUCAUCCCAUGCUGGAACGGAUUCCCAAAUCUCUGCACCAGUUAGCAAACCAUCAUCUGCCUACCCCUCUACGACAAUUGUCAAUCCUACUAUUGUGCUCUUGCAACACAAUCGAGAACAGCAGAAACGACUCAGUAGCCUUUCAGAUCCUGUCUCAGAAAGAAGAGUGGGAGAGCAGGACUUGGCACCAGCCCAGGAAAAACCCAGCUCACCUGGAAGGGCUCCUGAAAAAAAGGCAAAGGAUGACAGUAGACGGGUGGCCAAGAGCGCUCAGGACCUAAGCGAUGUUUCCAUGGAUGAAGUGGGCAUCCCACUCCGGAACACCGAGCGAUCAAAAGACUGGUACAAGACCAUGUUUAAACAGAUCCACAAGCUAAACAGAGAUGAUGAUUCAGAUCUGUACUCGCCUCGGUACUCCUUUUCUGAAGACACAAAAUCUCCCCUUUCUGUGCCUCGCUCAAAAAGUGAGAUGAGCUACAUUGACGGUGAGAAGGUGGUUAAGCGGUCGGCCACACUCCCCCUCCCAACCCGCUCUUCCUCACUCAAAUCAAGCCCAGAAAGAAACGACUGGGAGCCCCCAGAUAAGAAAGUGGAUACAAGGAAAUACCGUGCAGAGCCCAAAAGCAUUUACGAUUAUCAGCCGGGCAAGUCAUCCGUUCUGACCAACGAAAAGAUGAGUCGGGAUAUAAGCCCAGAAGAGAUAGAUUUAAAGAAUGAACCUUGGUAUAAAUUCUUUUCGGAAUUGGAGUUUGGGAAACCGCCUCCCAAAAAGAUAUGGGAUUAUACUCCUGGAGACUGCUCUAUCCUUCCUAGAGAGGAUAGAAAGACUAAUCUAGAAACAGAUCUCAACCUCUGCCCAGCAGAGUUAGAGGCAGAUUUAGAAAACACGGAGACGCUUAAUAAAGCACCCGGGGCAAACUUGUCACAGAGCUCGACGGUCAGCCCCACUCCAGAAAUUUCUUCAGAGCUUCCUGGAUAUAUAUAUUCUUCCAACUUCCAUGCAGUGAAGAGGGAAUCCGAUGGGGCUCCCGGGGAUCUUGCUAGUUUGGAGAAUGAGAGGCAGAUCUAUAAAAGCGUCCUGGAAGGUGGAGACAUCCCUCUCCAGGGUCUGAGUGGGCUCAAGCGACCCUCCAGCUCGGCCUCCACUAAAGUGGAUCGUAAAGGUGGGAAUGCUCACAUAAUUUCUUCAUCUUCAGUUCCUAGCCGAACGGUUAGCACUAGCAAUGCGUUAGGCCCCUUGUGUAAGCACAAGAAACCCCUGUCCGCUGCGAAAGCCUGCAUUUCGGAAAUCCUUCCCUCUAAAUUCAAACCCAGGCUCUCUGCUCCCAGCGCUCUUUUGCAGGAACAGAAGAGCGUCUUACUGCCAGCAGAAAAGGCUCAGAGCUGUGAGAACCUUUGUGUUUCACUGUCUUUGAAUGAUUCCAAAAGAGGUCUCCCCCUCCGAGUGGGCGGGAGCAUCGAGAACCUGCUCACGCGCUCCCGGCGGGACUGGGACAGCAAGUCGAGCAGCACCGUGAGCCUGCAGGAGUGUGGCACCAGCGCCAGGAGGCCCUGCCCUCUCUCCAGAAGGGCCGGGUUGCAGUUCACUAUGUUCUAUCGGGACAUGCACCAGAUCAACCGAGCUGGCCUCUUCCUGGGUUCCAUCUCCUCCUCAAGCGUGCGAGAUCUUGCCUCCCACUUUGAAAGGAGCAGCCUGACAUUGGCCAGGGGUGAGCUGGGCCCCAGCCAGGAGGGCUCAGAGCACAUCCCCAAGCACACCGUCUCCUCCCGCAUCACAGCUUUUGAGCAGCUGAUCCAGCGGUCCCGGUCCAUGCCGUCCCUGGACCUGUCCGGGAGGCUGAGCAAGUCCCCCACGCCUGUACUGUCCCGGAGGGGCCUGAUCUCGGCCCGCUCGGCUGAGUCCCUCCUGGAGUCAACCAAGCUCCGUCCCAGGGAGGUGGACGGGAUGAACCCCGGGGGGCUCUACGCCUCCCCGACGUGUGGCAAUAUGGCCGAGCCCACCUUGGGCUUCAGGGGCCUCGUGCCUUCUGAGCCCCUCUCUGCCUGCUCUGACGAGCUCGACCACUGUUCAAACGUCUCCAGCGACAGCAGAGAGGGCAGCAGCGGCAGUGUCCACGGAGACUUCCCCAAGCACCGCCUCACCAAGUGCAAGGGCACCUGCCCGGCCUCGUAUACCCGCUUCACCACCAUCCGGAAGCACGAGCAGCAGCAGACCUCCAGGCAGCCUGACUGGCGCCCAGAUCUCAGAGGGGACAGGAGCACACUCCUCAGGAACAUCUACCUAAUGAGCCCCCUCCCUUUCCGGUUGAAAAAGCCCCUCCAGUACCACCCCAGGCAGCCUCCCUCUGGUGACUUCUCAGCCCCUCUGGCAGGCCAGAAGCCAGACUUCCCCAGCCAGCCCCAUCAGGACGAGACCCCCUCUAGGGGGAAGCCCUCGGUUCCCAAACGCCUGUCUUCCCGACACACCAUGGCGAGGCUGAGCCGGAUCUUGGAGCCCCCUCAGGGAAGACCUGUGGUCCCAGAGGACUGCCUGAGGGCCUUUAAUAAUGGCAACUCCAUGCCGUCCUCAGACCACGGCCUGGACAGGAACAACAACCCACAAAGUGAACUGGGAACAUCCCUUGGAGAUUCAGAAUCACCAAGACAUUUUAUACCUGCUGAUUAUUUGGAAUCCACAGAAGAAUUUAUUCGAAGGCGUCAUGAUGAUAAAGAGAAACUUUUAGCGGACCAGAGACGACUUAAGCGUGAGCAAGAAGAGGCCGAUAUUGCAGCUCGUCGCCACACGGGCGUCAUUCCGACGCACCAUCAGUUUAUCACUAAUGAGCGCUUUGGGGACCUCCUCAAUAUAGACGAUACGGCAAAAAGGAAAUCUGGGUCAGAGAUGAGACCUGCCAGAGCCAAAUUUGACUUUAAAGCUCAGACCCUAAAGGAGCUUCCUCUGCAGAAGGGGGACAUUGUUUACAUCUAUAAGCAGAUUGAUCAGAACUGGUACGAAGGAGAGCAUCACGGCCGGGUGGGGAUCUUCCCGCGCACCUACAUCGAGCUUCUUCCUCCUGCUGAGAAGGCUCAGCCCAAGAAGUUGGCACCAGUGCAGGUUUUGGAAUACGGAGAAGCCAUUGCUAAGUUCAACUUUAAUGGUGAUACACAAGUAGAAAUGUCCUUCAGAAAGGGUGAGAGGAUUGCGCUGCUCCGACAGGUGGACGAGAACUGGUACGAAGGGAGGAUCCCAGGGACGUCCCGGCAAGGCAUCUUCCCCAUCACCUAUGUGGACGUGAUCAAGCGGCCACUGGUGAAAAACCCCGUGGAUUACAUCGACCUGCCUUUCUCCUCCUCCCCAAGUCGUAGUGCCACCGCGAGCCCGCAGUCCCCCGGUCACAGCCAACUCCUCAUGCCGGCCCCCUCAUCUCUGCCCCACCCCCACCGAGCCCUGUCCCCUGAGAUGCACGCCGUCACCUCUGAAUGGAUUUCGCUGACUGUAGGGGUCCCAGGCAGGCGGUCUCUGGCCCUGACCCCACCCUUGCCUCCUCUGCCGGAGACUUCUGUCUACAACACUGACCACCUCGCCUCGUGGGCAAGGCCCGGGCCCUCCCUGUCUCUCAGCCUGCCCCGUUCGAGCUGGGCAGAUCGUUCCACCCCACGCUCCCUGACGUCCCCACUGGCCCUGCCUCCCCCCCACAAAGCCUCCUCCCUGGUGCCCGGUGCCCCGGCCUCCCUGCACAUCAACGGGGACAGUGGUAUCCACGUGCCACCCUCAGGUGUCCGCCCGGAAAGCUUCUCACGGCCGCUGCCGGGGAGCUCUGAUAGGGUCAUCUGCGAGCUCAGCGACGCCUUUAGCAGCCAGGGUAAGCGGCAGCUGAGGCAAGAAGAGCGUGGACAGUGUGAGAGGAGAGCAGAGCGGGAGGCAGGUGACAGAUGCCCUGGAGCACCCAAGAUCUCUAAGAAGAGCUGCUUGCGACCUUCAGACGUGGUCAGGUGCCUGAGCGCGGAACAGAGACUCUCAGAUCUCCACGUCCCCGAGGAGAGCCGGCCCAGCAAGCCCCUGGGUAGCCCUUUUCCGGGAAGGGAGGCUGAGCAGACAGAGCCGCGUAGAGGUGGCGAGCAGGCUGAGAGGAGGGCUGCUGGGAGUGCUGUGAGCCAGCCUUCUCAUCAUUCAUUGAGAGCAGGACCUGAUCUCACAGAAUCUGAAAAGAGCUAUGUGGAAGCAGUUUGCAAUGAGAUCAUAAACAUUGCCGAAAAAUCUGUUCAUUACUGCAGCACUGUUUCUCAUCCCCUUGACUUUCAUCACAAGGUAUCCCCUUCUGACAAUAAAUCAUCUUUAAUCAUUUCUCAGCAACCUCAAGCCCAACAGCGAAGAGUCACCCCAGACAGGAGUCACACCUCACAAGAUUUAUUUAGCUACCAAGCAUUGUAUAGCUAUAUACCACAGAAUGAUGAUGAAUUGGAACUCCGAGAUGGAGAUAUUGUUGAUGUCAUGGAAAAAUGUGAUGAUGGAUGGUUUGUUGGUACUUCAAGAAGGACAAGGCAAUUUGGUACUUUUCCAGGCAACUAUGUAAAGCCUUUGUAUCUAUAAGAAGAUCGAAAA
Messenger RNA from Panthera uncia (snow leopard), 5203 nucleotides. It is a transcript of the gene SORBS1, whose product is annotated as sorbin and SH3 domain containing 1. The record is from RefSeq and is a predicted model, not a curated record. The transcript has 28 exons. Gene Ontology annotation, cellular component: nucleus; cytoplasm; cell-substrate junction. Gene Ontology annotation, molecular function: protein binding. The coding region runs from base 272 to 5191 and encodes 1639 amino acids. Lineage: Eukaryota; Metazoa; Chordata; Mammalia; Carnivora; Felidae. Gene Ontology annotation, biological process: cell-substrate adhesion.